Messenger RNA from Xyrauchen texanus (razorback sucker), 2592 nucleotides. RefSeq names its product diamine acetyltransferase 1-like. Gene Ontology annotation, molecular function: N-acetyltransferase activity. The record is from RefSeq and is a predicted model, not a curated record. The transcript has 6 exons. Lineage: Eukaryota; Metazoa; Chordata; Actinopteri; Cypriniformes; Catostomidae. Bases 1852 to 2367 code for a protein of 171 amino acids.
GCUGGUCUAGAGGAGAGAGGACAGAUGUUGUCUAGACAGGUUGUUAAAGUAGAGCUAAGUGUGUCUGUGUGUCUGUUUACAUCAAGCAUGGAAAAAAAUUCAGUUCAACUCAACACAAACCGCUUGUGGGUUUGUUUAGGUUACUUACAGUUACAGUACACCAACAUGCAAAUGGAGUGACAAACACACACACAAAUGCAAAUACACAGGUUCUCACACAAUUAGUAAUGCAUAUAUACCUGCUGUAACUGGUUCGAUUUGUUCUUCAACCAGAGGAAAACCUCUUUGCAUUGUUCAGGGAGUAAGUGGGGCAACGAUUAAAUCUGGGGUCCAAGGCAAGCAGAUAAUUCUGUUCCUCUGUGUAUCUGCUUAAGGAUGGCUGUCUUCAUGUUAGCUAUAGUUGUAGAGUAUUUCUCGUCAUGUUCUGUUCGAUCGUGGACUUCAAGGGCACAAUGAGUGACAGGGUGGCGCUCUUUUCAUUAGACAGGACGGUGGUGACUUUUUUUCAGCGGUUUAAGAAGGUUUACUAUUUCUUCGGCAUCACUGAUGUCGGCGCUAUCCAGAGUAUCGAGUUGAUGGGCAUUUUUGCGCACCUCUGUGCUCAAGAUGGCUGACGUUAUAGCCGCUUGUUGCUCGAGAUAGCGUUCCAGCAUUUCCAUUGAACUGUUCCAUCGUGUAGAAACAUCCAUGAUAAGAUUAUGUGAUGCGAUCAAGCAUCUUUUGAGCAGCAGCUGUUGCUGUGGCACUGCGGUGAGAACAGACCAAUAUAUAACUCCUUUUCCACUUUGCAUCUUGAAAUCUCCUUGGCGAUCAUGAUUUCAGGCUCGAUUACUAGGGCUGUAACGAUACGCGAACCGCAACCGAAAAUCGCGAUACAAACAUCCACGAUCCUGUGUCACGGUUCCUGAAGACCGAACCGCGACACACGCCCCUCUCCAACCCCAGAAGCCUGCCAACAGUUACAGAUGCAGCCCCUUGAGCUCUUUACACACACUACAACAAAAUUCGAUCACUUCUGAAGACAUGGAUUAAACCACUGGAGUCGUGUGGAUUAUGUUUAUGCUGCCUUUAUGUGCUUUUUGGUGCUUCAAAGAUCUGGUCACCAUUCACUUGCAUUGUAUGGACCUACAGAGCUGAGAUAUUCUUGCAAAAAUCUUCGUUUGUGUUCUGUGAAAAAGUCUUAAACAUCUGGGAUGGCAUGAGGGUGAGUAAACGAUGAGACUUCAUUUUUGGGUUAACUAUUUCUUUAAGUUGACUUUUUCUUUUAUUAAUUUCUCAAGAAUAGUGAACAAUGAUACAAAUUUAACAAAUGCAUAAAAGAAAAAUAUGAAUAGACUGUCCACUUCCUGUUGUCCCAGGGCAAAAUAGUAAGCCUCAAAACUGGACUCAUGGCAAAACAUUAAUUUAUGACACAAUUAAAGCUUCCAUAAGCACACUGUUAUCUAUUAAAUGAUAUUAUAUGAUGGGAUUUUAAAAAAAGCUACUGUUGAACCUUUGAGCCUUUUUCCAUAAGCCAGUCAGUCUUGAUUUUCUUGUCAGAAGAGUAAAAAUUAACCAAUAUUGCUUUAGGUGGUGAAGAAAAGGAGGCUAGCCACAUUUGUUUCUGGAAGGGCUGGAUGCAUAACACAAACUCAAGUCUGGGAGUGGCCUUGAAGUUUCUGCCCCCUUUGGAGCAUCUACAAAAGGAGAAAACGCCCCAGCCUAGAACUCAACUGAUACUUCACCUAACCAGCCUCUGAAUGCCUUUCCAAAAACAGAGACCGAAUCUCACACCUGUAGCUUAGGGUAGCCCUCUGAGAAGCAGAUGAGAAACAAAUCUUACUGGGAAGGGAAGAAGAGUAAAAGAAGGUAAUGGCCAAUUUUAUAUUACGGAAAGCCGAGCCCAAGGACGUGUCUGACAUAUUGCGACUCAUAAAGGAACUGGCAAAGUAUGAGAAAAUGGAGCAUCAAGUUAUUCUAACUGAAAAAGAUCUCUUGGAGGAUGGUUUUGGAGAUCACCCCUUUUAUCACUGUGUAGUGGCUGAAAUAGCCAAAGAGCAACAGAGUGCUGACGGUCAUGUGAUCGUUGGCUUUGCCAUGUAUUACUUCACCUAUGACCCCUGGAUUGGGAAAUUGCUCUACUUGGAAGACUUCUAUGUUAUGAAGGAGUUUAGGGGUUUAGGUAUUGGGACUGGAAUCAUGAAGAAACUGAGUCAAGUGGCGGUCAGGACUCGGUGCAGUGGUAUGCAGUUCAUCGUGGUGGAGUGGAACAAAACCUCCAUUGAUUUCUACAAGCGGCGCGGAGCUUUAGAUAUCUCCCUGGAGGAAGGAUGGCGGCUCUUCAAGAUUGACAAACAGAACCUUCACAAGAUGAUGCACGAUGAGUGAGCAGGACGUUUGGACAGGAGGAAGUUUACAAUGUCUCAGACUAAUGUUCAUUUGUGUGUAUAGUUUAGUCUAUGAGAGUUAAAAGAGUUGUCGUUUUAGGGUCUUUCUACUUCCAAUUUAGUGCACUGUUGUUUAUAUUAAUGUGUCUUUUCAUCCUCACUAAUAUAUGAAAAAUCCAAUAGAAAAGUUCAUAUUUGCCAAUGUAUAUUUUUUCAUGUAAGAUCU